Molecule: messenger RNA, 1324 nt
Organism: Jatropha curcas
Lineage: Eukaryota; Viridiplantae; Streptophyta; Magnoliopsida; Malpighiales; Euphorbiaceae
Product: Adenine nucleotide alpha hydrolases-like superfamily protein
Source: RefSeq, a predicted model, not a curated record
AAAAAAAAAAAAAAAAUUCUGAUGACAAACCUUUGAUUAAGCAAAAGUGUUCUAAUUGUUUCACACAGGCCAAACCCAAACCAAAAGGUCCCAUGCACGUGAAGAUACCAAAGCAGACACAUCUCAUAACCUAACAAGUAAUUAAAAUUUGUAUAAGCUCUUAAGCAAUAUAAAUAUGUAUAAAGAAAUAGUCAAAUAGAUAGAUAGAUAAAAAGAGAGAGGACAGAGGGACAUGACUCAGGUAACAUGAGUUUUCAAGAGUAGCUUAGGCUAUCAAGACAGAGGGAUCAAGAAAUGGAUGGAAGGAAAAUAGUGGUUGUAGUUGAAGAUGUGGAGGCAGCAAGAACAGCACUUGAAUGGGCUCUUCAUAACCUUCUUCGCUUUGGUGAUUUGAUAACUCUUCUUCAUGUCUUUUCUCCUUCAAAGUCAAGGAACAGAAAGAAGAUAAGACUGCUGCGCCUGCAAGGCUACCAGUUAGCUCUUUCUUUCAAAGAAAUAUGUAACACCUUCUUUAAUACAAAUAUUGAAAUUAUUGUAACAGAAGGGGAUCAAGAAGGUGGGAGAAUUGCAGCUAUGGUGAGAGAGAUUGGUGCUUUUGCUCUUGUAGUUGGACUCCAUGAUCAGAGCUUUCUAUACAGGUGGGCAAUGGCCCAUAAUAAUGCUGCAAACAACUUCAGUUGCAAAGUAUUAGCCAUCAAACAACCAGCUGCAAUGCCACCAUUGAGGACCAAGGGAACACCAACAAUAAUAGUAGACAGUUCAACUAACAUGGACUUUUCACAAAUUGAAAUUGCCAGAUUAGAGGUACCUAAUAUUCCUCCACCAAAAGUUCCAUAUAAAAUAUGGCCAGAUCCCUCUGCAGUAAUAUGGAGAUGGAGGAAGCCCAGGAGGAAGAAGACUGGCUCCUGAGAAUAUAGCUAUAGCAUUUCAGUUUACAUAUGCACAGCUCUAAUUGAUUUUAGCUAAAGCAAUUUUUGGCCACAGCUUGGAAUCCGGGAGAAAUUAUCAAGUAAGACAAAAGCAUGCUCUCUAUGUCCCCCCGGCCGCAGCCCGCCCAACCCAUCCCCAACAGAUUGGGGAGAUUAAAAUCCGCCAAUGAAGGUCCGCCGGUGAACCCAACACGAGAAGACUCAUCUCAACGCGUGGAAUAAGUACACUGCUGUCCUACUUAAUAAUUUUCCGACGUUAGAUCUUUAGCUCUUUAGUUCGUCUCACACAUCUAAACUCAAUACACAAAUGAAUAGUGAAAUUGACAUGUAACUACUACUGCUUAUAAACUCCUGAUUUGUGGAAGAUUUUAACCAACCUUCGAUUUUUCACAGCA